AGGUCAAAACCCCAAUUUCGGUCUUUCCCUUAAACCCUUUCUCCGCUACUCCACCGGAGAAUGCAAAUCGGCGGCAUAGUUUCAAGAUCUAGGGCGCGAUGUAUCGCCGCCGCAUACCUCUUUUCCAACCGCUCCUUAUUCUCGAAAUCCCUGCGCAGCUCCAUUACGGCUCCUCUAUUUUCUCCACCCCCAACACAAUCAACCAUCAGUGAUGCUUUCGGGCCGAAAUUGGGCUGCGGCCGGGCCUACCACGACGGAAGGCCUAGAGGCCCGCUGUGGAGAGGGAAGAAGCUCAUCGGGAAGGAGGCGCUCUUCGUCAUAUUAGGCAUGAAACGAUUCAAAGACGAAAACGAAAAGCUUGAUAAAUUCAUCAAGACGCACGUGCUCAGGCUUCUGAAAAUGGAUAUGGUCGCCGUUCUUACUGAGCUCGAGCGCCAGGGGGAGGUGUCUCUCGCCGUCAAGAUGUUUAAGGUGAUUAAGAAACAAGACUGGUACAAACCUGAUGUUUACCUUUAUAAGGAUUUGAUUGUUGCAUUGGCUAGACGGAAAAAGAUGGAGGAUGCGAUGGAUUUGUGGCAAAGUAUGAGACAGGAAGAUCUGUUUCCUGACUCCCAGACUUAUACAGAAGUUAUUCGUGGUUUCUUACAGUAUGGUUCUCCUGCCGACGCCAUGAAUGUCUACGAGGAUAUGAAAAAGUCUCCAGAUCUUCCUGAGCAGUUGCCAUUUAGGAUAUUACUGAAGGGGCUACUUCCGCAUCCCUUGUUGAGGAACAAGGUCAAGCAAGAUUUUGAGGAAAUAUUUCCUGAUCAACGUGUUUAUGAUCCUCCUGAAGAGAUUUUUGGAUUACGAUGAGGAAUUUGGCGUGCUCUGUUCUGCUUGAACCUGCUCCAACUCCGCUACAUUAUGCAAACAAGAGAAGAACUUUUGCUCAUCGAAUGAACAAGUGGAUCCAGGUUUUGCCUUUACUAUAUCUUAGCAUGUGUAUGUAAUUAGGCAACAUUGUGAACUGUCAACUUCUUUAGGGGGCGAGCCCAAAAAUAGCAGUAGCUGAUUUCUAAUGCGCCAUUUACAACGAUGUCUGGUGUAUGUUUCCUUGUUGUAAUCCUAUAUUCACCAAAAUUGAAAAUGCAAAGCCCAAACAUUGAAUAAAGAAGAAAAAAAGCAUCCUUUCCUUAGUCAAAAUGAGCUUAUAUACAUGUGAAUAAAAGGAAGGCUUAGGAAUGGCAAUGAGGCAGAGUAGAACUAGGGUGGCGCAGCAGGCGCGAUCUGCACAAGGGGCAGGUGAAUUGACACGUCUCGAGCCAUUUCUCCAUGCACUCCACGUGAAACGUGUGCCCACACCUCACUAACUUGUUAACCAAAUCUUUCUUCUCGAACUCCACCAAGCAAAUUGAACACAUUUCUUCCUCCUCCACCUCCUCCUCAUUGUCCACAUCGCGAAAAUGUGAAACUGGGAGAUCGAGAUUGCAGGAAGGAGUCUCGUCCGGGAGUUGAUGGUGGGGGUUGACGAGGAAGGCCAGGAUUUUGGCGAGCAAUUGAGUCGUACGGUGGAGUGGGAUCCAUAUGCAGGUACAUAGGAUGAAGGUGAAUGUGCAUAAAUGGGAGUCUGCAUACAUACAAAUCAUCUGGUUAUCUUGUGCUUUCUGCAACUGGAGAGUUGGGUUUGAAGUGUAAGUUGUUUUGAUGAGGAAGAUAGGAAAAUGGGUUUGAGUGAUUGCCUUUAUAUACAGCAGAAGGGGCAAUCAUGCUACCUAAGUCAACUGUUAUUUCUUGGGUUAUUGAAAUAUGAUCUUUAUGGAUUUCCCAACACUACUACUGAUCUUACUAGUUAUAGCUUUUUUGA
Messenger RNA from Salvia hispanica, 1843 nucleotides. RefSeq names its product protein THYLAKOID ASSEMBLY 8-like, chloroplastic. The record is from RefSeq and is a predicted model, not a curated record. NCBI's taxonomy places the organism in Eukaryota, Viridiplantae, Streptophyta, Magnoliopsida, Lamiales, Lamiaceae. Gene Ontology annotation, molecular function: protein binding.